AUGAGUUCGUCGUCAUCACGGAGGUCGCGUAAAGCGACUGACAUGUCCAAGGUCAUGUUCACCAACGCCGUGUAUUUCCCCAACCAUCGAAUCUACCAAGGCGAUACCCCCGGCAUGCUCAACUACAGCUGCAUCAACCACGUUUACUACGCCUACGCUAGUGUUACAGCGGACGGUGGUGUCUUUUUAAGCGAUGAAUGGGCCGAUGCUAGGGCACCGGUGGAUGGAGUUCAAGGAGGUUUGGGAUCCUUGAUGCAUCUGAAACAGAAACAUCCCCAUCUCCAGGUUGUGCUGUCAGUUGGCGGCGCUGCGGCAUCCGAGACGUUCCCCAUCGUGGCAUCGAACACUCUAACUCGCGACAACUUUGCGCGAUCUGUCCGGGGACUGGUAGAAGCCUCUGGCCUUGACGGAAUCGACAUUGCUUGGGAGUAUCCAAGCGACUCCAAACAGGGACAUGACUUUAUCGCUUUACUGGCAGCGGUCCGAAUCCAUCUACCUGAGGAUUACUAUACUUUGACUGCAGCCCUGCCGACAAGCAGAGCAGUCCUUCACUAUAUUGACCUCAAGAUGGCUGCCGAGUAUCUCGACUACCUCAAUCUCAUGGCAUACAAUUUCUCGGGAUAUUGGAGCUCCAAGAGCGGGCACCAUGCCCAACUCUACUCGAUGAGUAAAGAUGAAGAGUCCGGGUCGUCUGGUGUAUCCUAUCUCAUAUCUCAUGGCUUCCCAGCCAAGAAAAUCCUCCUAGGUAUUCCGACCUUCGGCCGGAGCUUCCUCCACACCAGCGGGCCGGGACAUCGGUUCAGAGGUUGCGGUGGCGGCGAGGAUGGGACGUUCGAAUACAACCAACUCCCACGCCACGGCUGCAAGGAAGUGGUUGACAAGCGCCAUGUUGCCGCCCAAUGCGUUGGGGAUGAUGGAGGUUUCGUCACCUACGACAACCCCGAUACCGUGAAGUUGAAGGCGAGCUAUUGCAAGCAAAAGGGACUGGCUGGACUGUAUUACUGGGACGGCCCGGCAGACUCGAGGGAUAAAUCGAGAAGCCUGGUGGCGGCUGGCUUCCGCGCACUCCACACUUCAUGA
Messenger RNA from Clonostachys rhizophaga, 1080 nucleotides. The record is from the annotation of a GenBank genome assembly. NCBI's taxonomy places the organism in Eukaryota, Fungi, Ascomycota, Sordariomycetes, Hypocreales, Bionectriaceae.